ACUACCUUUCAAAGCCACAGCACCAGCUCGGCCAUCAACAGACUGGAGGGAAAUCAAACUUUCUGGAUCACAGAAGUAGAGAAUGAGUUUCAUGCUCACAUCCUGAAACAAGUGAAGAGUUGUGCACACCCGGACCAAGGUGACCCUGGCCAGCCUGGCAGCCCCUUCCACAUUCUGCCUGGAAAACCCCAAGAAAAGAUGGAUUCUGAGGGAGAAGACUGCACACUUCAGACAUGUAUCAACAGCCAAGUUCCAGCUGACUGCAUCCUUAAAACUCCCAGCAAAUAUGGGCCCAUGGUAAGGAAGAGGAGCGCCCAGGAAAGAGUGCAGGGUGCCCCUGUCAACAAGAGAAAGUCUCUGUUGAUGAAACCUCGGCAUUACAGCCCCAGCGAGGCGUGUGAGGAGGAGAGCGAGGACCUGGCGCAGCCACAGGACAAAGAGGAGCUGAGGAACAUUGACACUCCAGCAGACGGAGAUGUCGAGACACUUAAAGGGGCGCCCAACAGAAAUGGUUGCCUCCAUCCAAAGGAGUCCCAGGAUUCCUUUGGAUGGUCUGAAGUUGAGGCAGACGACUCCCCUGGAUGUGAGGCUGCAUCCUCUGAAGCUCUGCUGGAUGAAGACACCGGGGAGCAAAGGAACGAGGAGGAAGACCAGGACCGAAUGAGUCUGAGCUGCAGUUUGUCACCACACAAGAGCCCGUACGGAGACAGCAGAGAGGACGAGUGGGAGCCUCUGUCUCGCACAGUCAGACUGGGCGCUUCAAACAGCAGCCCGUCCAAUCACACCCAAGACCUCUCGGUGAAGAUGGGCCAACACAUGCAGGAAGACCCUGACUUAGAACUGAGAAACUCCAUGGGUCAAGCAGGCCCUUUCCAGGUUGAGGCACUGAGGUACCGGCAAGCCCCAAGUGAGGAGGACAGUGAGGGGGAGCCAGAGGUGGAGAGACCCCCCCGGCUGGAGGCCUGGAGUGUGGGCCUCCAGGAGAGAGCUCUGGAGAUGGACAGGGGGAGGAUGAACCUGAGCCUCCUGGAGCAGGCCAUGGUCCUGCAGUCAGAGCAGAGGCAGGUGCUCCACCACGCCUACAGGGAGAUGGACAGAUUCCUGCUGGAGCAGAUGACCAAUGAGAGGAGGCACCAGAGGCUGCUAGAUGUUGAUGCAAGAGUGGGUUACCAUGGAGGCAAAGACUCCCCACGAACAGAUAAGAAGGAUAUCAGGUGCCCAACCCCUGGUUGUGAUGGAACUGGUCAUGUGACUGGUCUGUAUCCUCAUCAUAGGAGUCUGUCUGGAUGUCCCCACAAAGUCAGAGUUCCCCCAGAGAUCCUGGCUAUGCACGAGAACGUUCUCAAGUGUCCUACCCCUGGGUGCACAGGAAGAGGCCAUGUCAACAGUAACCGCAGCACCCACCGGAGUCUUUCAGGCUGUCCCAUCGCUGCUGCAGUUAAGGUGCCCAAACCUCAGGAAGAGAGCCCCAGGUGUAGACCAGGGCCUGACCGAUCGCCCAGACCUCUAGGGCUGGUGAACAAGUUUGAGAUGAAUCAAUUUAGCUACAAGUUCCCCCAUCCUGUGGCUGCCUUGCAAGCCAACCUCAGCAAGGACAUGGACAAAUACAGCAAGAUCCGCUUUGACUACGCCAGCUUUGAUGCACAGGUCUUCGGCAAACAACCCCUGAUGGCACCCAACCAGGACCAAGAAAUCGCUUCACACUUCCCUGACUCUCCGCUGCAGUACCCUGGCUUCCUGGGCUCUCCUGGGACAGGCCUGCCCACGCCCGGAGCUCCUAGCCCACCCAACCAUUACAAAACAGGAAGUGAGGUGCUCCAAGCCUCGGCCGCCACUGCCGCCAUCCUUAACCUCUCCACCCGUUACCGGAACAACAUGGAGGCUGUCACCGGCCGGCCCCUGGCAUCCUCCACAAAGGAUGUGCCCAUCGAGGUGGAUGAAAACGGCACUCUGGACCUGAGCAUGAAGAAGGGCAGGGGCAGUAUGACACCCAAGGUGCCUUUAGGAGACGCCCUGACUCCUCCUGACUCCUUUUUGUCCCGGGCCGGAAGUGUGCACAUCAACCCGGCCCUCUACCAGGUUCUCUGUGAGAGAGAGGCCUGGGACACCCCACUGAACUUCAGCAAAGCACAAGGCAUGCAGGAUAGAGAGGAGGAUUUUGACGAUGCGUCUCUGGAUGACCAACACUACCCCGGAGACGCAAGCAUUUCAAGCCCCAAAAACAAGCUGCUACUAAGAGAUGCCAAGAAGGAACUCAUGAGCUGUCCAACCCCAGGCUGUGAUGGCAGCGGCCAUGUGACGGGAAAUUAUGCCUCCCAUCGAAGUGUGUCUGGAUGUCCGCUGGCUGACAAGACGUUAAAAUCACUAAUGGCAGCCAACUCUCAGGAACUAAAGUGCCCCACACCUGGUUGCGACGGAUCAGGACACGUGACUGGGAAUUAUGCCUCGCACAGAAGUUUGUCAGGAUGUCCACGUGCCAGAAAGGGAGGCUUGAAGCUUACACCAAACAAAGAUGAAAAAGACGACCAAGAAAUGAAGUGUCCAGUAAUUGGGUGUGAUGGGCAGGGCCAUACAUCUGGCAAAUAUACAUCCCAUCGCAGUGCUGGGAGCUGUCCCCUUGCUGCCAAGAGACAGAAGGAGUCCUCCAUCAAUGGACUGGCUUUUCCCUGGAAGGCGUGUAAGCAGGAGCUGCCACACUGUCCCUUGCCAGGGUGCAAUGGCCUCGGACACGCCAACAAUGUGUUUGUCACCCAUAGAAGUUUGUCUGGAUGCCCACUAAAUGCUCAGAGCAUAAAGAAAAAGCUGUCGGGAGAGGAGAUGAUGACAAUUAAGCUAAAAGCCAGCAGUGGAGUCGAAAACAAAGAUGACAUGCAACACUUGGAUCAUGAAAUCAAGGAGCUGAAUGAGUCCAACCUGAAGAUAGAAGCUGACAUGAUGCAGCUACAGACACAGCAGAUCUCGUCGAUGGAAUGCAACCUGAAGACAAUUGAGGAGGAAAACAAGAUGAUCGAACAGCACAACGACAGCCUCCUAAAAGAGUUAGCUCGUCUCAGCCAAGCACUCAUCAACAGCCUCACAGACAUCCAGCUUCCUCAGAUGGGGCCCAUCAGUGAACAUAAUUUCGAAGCCUAUGUGAACACAUUAACCGAUAUGUACAAUAACUCGGAGCACGACUACUCUCCUGAGUGCAAGGAGCUCCUGGAUAAUAUCAAACAGGCUAUUAAGGGCAUCCAUGUUUGAGCUGUAUUAAAGGCAUCCAUGUUUGAGCUGUAAAGCUACCAAAAGGUUUCUUUGACUUGGGAUAAUGGCACCUGUUAUCUCAAUUUUCUGGAGUGCUGGCUUGGUUGCAUGUAUAAGACAAGGCUUGGAAAUGUGUUCGACAUUUCUCCGUAAAUACAUUGCACUGAGAAAUUUACCAGCAGAGAUUUGUAACGCUUUUAACAUUUCUGCAUUCAUGUUUAUUCUGGUGAGAUUUUACCCCCCUUGCACUUAAUUAUUUUAUAUGGUUUGCUUGAUUUAAAGCUGUGUUUAGUUGAUUUGUGUCACUCUUAUAUUAUUGCUAUUUAUUAUCUUUGUUUAUCAAUGUAUUUAUUUCAACAAAUGUUUUAUUUAUUCCUAUGAUUGUAAAUGCUAAAUAUUGGGAAAUCCAUUGACUUUCUGCACAUUGUAAAUUACAUUAAAGCACAUUCCAAUAUCAAUCAUAGCUCUCUUUCGCCACCUAGUGGUGGAUAAUUGAUACAGCUCCCUCAAAACAAUUAGAAAAUCCCUUGAAGGUAUAAAGCUACCAAAAUAAUACAGCAACAAUAUUUUAUAAUUGUUGCUUUGGCUUUCUAUUUGUUAUUGAAAACUGAAUGUAUGGGAAGCUCAAAUGAACGCUAAAGAUCAAAAAUGCAAUGCAAAUGUACUGUACAUCUCAUGUUUAUGGCUAAGGACCACUUCAGAGUCACAUUCAGCCCUUGUCGAAAUGCAACAAUGUUUAUUUCAUUCAAUGAACCGGAUGUCAUAUUCAACAUUGCAUCACUUGUUACUAGAAUAGAGCCAACUGACUGCACCAGGAAAACUGAAGUCCUUUGUGAAGAUCUUUCUUUUUCUUCAACUAUAUAGAUAUUAAACUGCCUUCUGUGCACACACUGUGCAUAUAUGUGCCUAAAUGUAAAUUAAUACAUAAAAUAUACAGUACUAUGUUUUGUGGUAGGACAGUAUUAUGUGGAUGGUGUCUACUUUAUUAUACAGUUCAAUUAUUUUCAAAUGAGAUAAUGUUCCUAAUGACUGUUUAAAUGCCAUUUCAGAUAUCUAAGCAUUGUCUCUGUAGCUGUAAUCUCAAAGUCAGGUCUUGAAGUAUCACAGUUGAGAUUGAACAUUUUGUGCUUUUUUAUAUUUACUUUUUUGUCACUUAUCGAUUUAGCAGGAAGGCUUAAAGUAGAAACAACACAAACUAUCAUGUGGGCUGAUAAUGUGCAUAUUCUGUUUCUGUAAAGACACAUUUGGUUAUUUUGAGCCAUAUUUGAUUCUAAUUUCUACAUUUGUUGAAAUUUGGAUAAAAUAUAAUCAUGGACAACUGUCAUUACCAUACGUUAUAAGUUAUAUCACUUUCACUUAUUGCAAAAAAAGAAACUAACAUGAUAUUGGUGAUUCUUGUUUAUUUAUUCACCUUUCUAACCAGAUUGUGAAUCAGUUGCACUUUUACGUUUGUGAGUUAUCUAUUGCCCUGGGGAACCAGAAAAAAAAGAAAAAACAUUCUUGUUUUUGAGCCAUUGCAAUUGAUGUCACAGUACACUGUUAUUUACUGAUUUGCAUGGAUUUAUAGUCUUGAAUACAUUGAGUUGGACUUGAUCGAUUAAUUUCCUAAAGAGAAAAAGGUGCGUAUCUGCAAAAAAAAAGGAAAAACUCAAAAUUGAGGACAUGUUGAGAUAAACAAUUACUUUGUCUUUAUCACAAUUCUCAACAUAUUUUAGAUCAUUUCUAACAUUAACACUCAAAACAGAAUCAAAUCUUUUGCUAACAUUUUGUUGAUUCAUAAUUUGUGAUAUUUAAUUCCUAUACCACACAUUGUUUGCUCAGGAAGUUUUGUGAAGAAUAUUUAUUUUUCCCUGUUAGUAUUUGAUGUUUUGUAAUGUGAACUGGAUUUUUUGUGGAAUGAUAUUAGUAUGAUGAAUCGCUAUUGUACUUUUUUUCCUUUUUCAUUAAAACGUAAUGCUUUUUCAGUUCAAGUAGUUUGUAAAUUGAAAGUUCCUAUUACUUUUACUAUUUCAUAAUAAGCAGAUAUGCGCUGUG
Hypomesus transpacificus is the source of this 5274-nucleotide messenger RNA. RefSeq names its product ST18 C2H2C-type zinc finger transcription factor (gene st18). Gene Ontology annotation, molecular function: DNA-binding transcription factor activity, RNA polymerase II-specific; RNA polymerase II cis-regulatory region sequence-specific DNA binding; zinc ion binding. The record is from RefSeq and is a predicted model, not a curated record. The coding region runs from base 199 to 3240 and encodes 1013 amino acids. Gene Ontology annotation, biological process: regulation of transcription by RNA polymerase II. Gene Ontology annotation, cellular component: nucleus. Lineage: Eukaryota; Metazoa; Chordata; Actinopteri; Osmeriformes; Osmeridae. The transcript is spliced from 22 exons.